GCGGAACGGCGGCUUCAGCGCGAAGUCUGCAUUUACCUCGGCUCCACGAAGGAAUAUUCAAAGAGGAGUGGCAGUCAGGAAAUUUCAACCAGGCAUCACAUCAAAUACUGCCAGGAUCACUCAACCUGAGUUUUAUCAGCCUCUGAAUGAUGUUCGAGGUGGAAGAUUGACAACCCAAAAAUCACAUCAGUGUUUGGCAAAGUUGCUGAAUUUAUCAUUGCCUGAUAAGAUUCUGACUAUGGAAGGAGAAGGCAGUGUUGAUGAGCUCACUGGGGACAAACCAUGGAAAUGUGUGGACUGCAAAGUGGGAUUCAGGUAUCCAUCUCAGCUGGAAACUCAUCGACGUACUCACACCGGAGAGAGGCCAUUCCUUUGCUCUGUCUGUGGGAAGAGAUUCGCUCUGUCAUCAGACCUGCUAAGACACCAGCGAGUUCACACUGAGGAGAGACCUUUUAAAUGCUCAGACUGUGGGAAAUGCUUUAAAAGUUCCGGGAACCUGCUGUCCCAUCAGCGUGUUCACACUGAUGAGAGACCAUUCAGGUGUUCUCACUGUGGGAGUCGUUUCAGGCGAUCGUCCCAUCUCGCUGUACACCAGCGAACUCACACUGGGGAAAGAUUCACCUGCUCCAAGUGUGGGAAAGAAUUCACUCGGUCAUCCAGAUUGCUGAAACACCAGAAAAUUCACACUCAGCCGAAACAAUUGACCUGCCCUGAAUGUGGGAAGGGAUUCACCGAGUUGUCCUCCCUGCUGAGUCACCAGCGAGUGCACGCUGGGGAGAGACUAUUUAUAUGUUCCAAGUGUGGUCAGGAAUUCAUUCAUUCAUCCAAGCUGCUAUUAGAUGAGGAAGUUCAAACUGGGAAGGGGCCAUUCACCUGCCCCGAGUGUGGAAAAGAAUUCACUCUGUUAGCCACUCUGUUGACUCAUCAGUAUGUUCAUGCACCACCAUUAACUUGUCCUGCGUGUGUGAGGGAUUCUCUCUGUUAGCCACUGUACUGACAUCAGCAUGCUCACACAUCAUCAUUAAUUUGCACGAAAUGUGGUAAGGAAUUUACUCAGUUGGCCUACUCUUUGAGAUGCAGCAAGUUCACAAUAGAUUGAUUGGAUUUUUCUGUUAAUCAUAUCCAAGACUGGUCUAAUUUAGUGUCUUCAUAAUAAAGCAAGCGCUCGGUAACAGUCAUCACUACAAGAUUGAAUUGCCCAUUCAUUUUUAGGGAGAGAAGAGUUAGUCUAUGACAAGACGUUGGAAGUCAAAUGAAGGCAAAGACAUAAGUGGCUAAACUGAACUGAAAUAUGUAGUUUCUGGGUGACUAGAUGAGACAGUGUCAGACAUUUGAGAAGAUAUUUCAUUACAUUCUGCAACUUUGCUUUCUGGUGUGAAAGAAGGAUUCUAGGAGAAGGCUCCACACCAAUGGAUAACUAAGAAUAUUAAAGAGUGCAUAAAGUUAAAGAGAGCAAGUUAUAAUUGUGUGAAGACGAGAAAGAAUUCAACAAUCGUAUAGAUCAACAAUCAAUAGUAUAGUAUAGAAAAACAAUGUAUGAAAUGAGAGUAUGAGAUGAACUGGCUGAAAAUAUGAAAAUAGAGGUUCUGAAAGUGUUCUAAAAUGAAACGUAUUAUUCUUCUACUGAAUGAGUUUGGGAAUGAAUAUUGGAUAUUAAGGAAUUCACAGAAAUGUUAAACAGAUAUUUUUGGGGCAUGUGCAUUGUAUAUAAAUAACAUCACAAAUGUAACAGAAAAUCAAGGCAUGAAAGGGAGAGAGAAACUUGGAAAUAAUUGCAAUCAUCAAGGAAAGGAUACAGAGGCAAUGAUCAGAGCUAAAGGUUGACAAGUAUUCAGAAUCUGAUAGCCUGCAUCUUGGACUCUGAAAAGCAAUGGUUGUGGAGAUCCUGCGUGCUCUGGUUCUAAUUUUCCAAAAUAUUCAGGAUUCCAUAAAGAUUCCAUCAAAUUAGAGAAUCACAAAUAUAAUUCCUCUAUUCAAGAAAUAAUAGAGACAGGACUCAGGAAUCAACAGGUUUCUGAGCCUGAUAUCUAUCACAGAGAGGUCGUUAGAAUCAAUUGAGGAUGUUAUAGAAUGAUACUAAGAAGAUUGAAAUGCAGUCUACAGAGUCCAUGUGGAUUUGUGAAGGGAAAUAGCAUUUGACAAAUUUAUUAGUGUUCUUUGAGGAAUCAAUGUGAUGUGAUAUUUCUAAGUGACAUUUUGAAAGGUGACAACACGAAAAGCUUCUAGUGCAGAGAAUGAUAUGAAUAUGAAUACCAGAUUGGUUAGAUAACAGGGAGCAGAGAGUGGAGAUAGUUGGAUGAAUUUUGGGUCAAUGAGCUGUAAUUAGUGAAGUGCCACAGGGAUCAUUGUUGGGACCUCAAUUUUCUUAAUUCAUAUCAAUGACUCCAGUGAUGGGACUGAAUAUAUCGUCACACAUUUGUUGAUGAUUUAAAAGCAGGCAGGAAAUGAAGUUGUGAAAAGAUAGGAGGCAUUUAGGAUAAGUGAGUGGGAGAGAAAAUGACAAAUGGAAUAAAAUGUAAAAAAAAAUGGACUUGUGCAAUUUGGCAGGAAGACUAGAAAUGAGGCAUGUUUGAGUUAGAGAUUAGGGGUGGCAUGGUGGCUCAGUGGUUAGCACUGCUGCCUCACAGUGCCUGGAGCCCCAGGUUUGAUUCCACCUUUGGGUGACUGUUUGUGUGGAGUUUGCAUGUUCUCCCUGUGUCUAUGUAGGUUUCCUCCCACAGUCCAACAGUGUGCAGGCUAGGUGGAUUGGCAUUGCUAAAUUGCCCAUAGUGUUCAGGGAGUGUGUAGAUUAGGAGGAAUAUGCGGAUGGGUUGGUGUGGACUUGUUGGGCCGAAGGGCCUGUUCCUACACUAUAGGGAUUCUUAAAAAAAAAUUACAGAACAAUGAGGCAUCGAGAGGCCUGGCUGUCCUGAUUCAUUCAUCACAGCACACACAGCAAGUGAAUAGGAAGGGAAAUGGAAUGUCAUUGCUUCUCUAAACUGGUCCCUGUAAAGAGAAGUCUGUCCUGUGAUGAAAAACUGAGUCAGUCAGGCCUGGGAUCUCCGAAAUUUGGAAGAUUGAGAAGUAAUCUCAUUAAAAUAUACAGAAAUCGGGAGGCCAUUUACAAUAUAUUUUCCAAAUGACCUUGUUUCUCUCUAUCUCUGUAUUCUGCAGUCACACAACUAUUUGGAAUACCAGUCCUUUCUCAUUCCAUCCUCUUUGCCUCCCUGACUUUAAUUACUCCACCAGUGUUGGCUUUGCCUGGAUGUGAAGCUCUAAAAUGACCUCUCUAAACGUCUUUUCCCUCUCACUUGGUUAUAGAUGCUUGUUUGACAUGGGAUCUCCCACUUAUUAGGAUGCUGCUUGGACUGCAGCAAUUCAACUAUGAAGAGAGACGGAUGGGAUGGGGUUGUUUUACCUCAUGUAGAGAAGGCUGGCUGGUACCUGAUUGAGAUGUACAAAGAUAUUGAGGGAAGUAGAUAGGAAGAAACUUUACCUUUGGGAGAGGGGUCACCAAUGAGGUGGGACAGUCUUAAGACAAACCCCAGGAGGUGCAAAGUGGAUUGCAUGGAUUUUCUUUCAUUCAGAGAGUUGUAGACAAUGGGAACCUGCUGCCUAAAAUGGCUGGAAUGCUCAGGCAUUUUGGAACUAUUUUGAUCAGCAUUUGAAAGACCACAACAUACAAGGCUUUGAGUCCAAUGCUAGAAAAUGGGAUUAAAACAGAGAUUAUUGAGUGCCGGCACGUAUACGACGGAUCAAGGUGCCUCUUUAUAUGAUGUCAAUCUCUACGACUCUAUUAAAUACCAUUCUUCAUGUCAAUCUUUACUUCAACUGUUUCUUGAAGAAACUCCUUUGAAGACUAUUGACACAUUGUAUUACUUCAAGCAAGUUAGAAAGCAAGCUUGAUACUAUUUCGUGUCAUCAGUUUGUGCAGAGUAAGUAGCAAUUAGUGGGAUUACCCAGAUUAGUGCAGUUUUUUGGGAUGUGGAUUAUUUUAAGGCUCAAGUCUUGGUCUUACAACAUCAGGUGAACUCCUGUGGACAGUGUUUAGAAUUGUGGUCUGUGCUGAGAGUGGAGCUGAUUGAGUUGUCAGAACUGUAGUGAACUUCAAAAAACUGCUGUAUGGGAACUUUCCUCUUCAUUCAAUGACUUCCUGCUGAAGUUGAUUCUGAAUAAAACAGGUCACUAUGAAUCUCAAUUCUUUUGCAAUCUUUGGAGUAAAGUUUACAAAUUUAAAUCAGCUGUAAAGCAGAAAGAAAGUCCUCAUGUGUAUUUUGUAUCUUUCACAUACUCAGAAUGUCACAAAAUGAUUCAGUAUACGUUGAAUUUUGUAAGGAGCAAUGAGGGGCAGAACUAACUAAAUGAUAUGACUUUAAACAAGAGUACCUGGGAGUGCAUUACAACAAAUCUUUGAAUGUGAAAUGUUAUGUUGCUCAAGCUUAAUGAUCCUUAGUUAAGAUUUCCUAAAUCUUCAUAAGUCAUUGAUUCAUUCUCAGCUGCUAUAUUCUGUUCAGUUCUGAGGACCAGACUUUAGGAAAUAUGUCAGGUCUUUGAGAGAGUGUGGGGUCAGUUUCUCAGUAUCAGGGAUGAGGGGUUUUAGUUCAUUAGAAGAACAGGAGAAACUAUUCUCAGAAGAGUAUGAGGAGGGGAGGAAUACUGCAGGGAGUAACUCCCAUCCUGAUUCCCCAAAGCCUGUCCACCAUCUACAAGGCACAGGUCAGAGUCUAGUGGAAACCAUCUACUUGCCUAAAUGAGUGCAACUCCAAUAAUACUCAAGAAGCUUGACACCAUCCAGGAAAAAGCAGCUGGCUUCAUUAACAUCGCUUGCACAAGUAUGCAUUCCACCUACCACCGUGACUGAGUAGCAAUAUUAAAUACUAUCAACAAGAUGCACCUCAGAAAUUUGCCAAUAAUCCUGAGACAGCACCAUUGCAACAUAAGAACUAGGAGCAGGAGUAGGCCAUCUGGCCCCUUGAGCCUGCCCCACCAUUUAAUAAGAUCAUGGCUGAUCUUUUUGAGACUCAGUUCCACUUACCCACCCACUCACCAUAACCCUUAUUUCCUUUACUGUUCAAAAAAUUAUCUAUCUUUGCCUUAAAAAUAUUCAGUGAGGUAGCUUCAACCACUUCACUGGGCAGGGAAUUCCACAGAUUCACAACCCUUCGGGUGAAGAAGUUCCUCCUGACCUCAGUCCUACAUCUGCUUCCCUUUAUUUUGAGGCGAUGCCCUCUAGUCCUAGUUUCACCUGCUAACAGAAACAACCUCCCUGCCUCCACAUUAUCUAUUCCCCUCAUAAUCUUAUGUUUCUAUAAACAUAUGUUUAUAAACCCUGAGCACGUCCAUCUAGAAGGACAACGUUAGUAGAUAUAUGAAAACGCAAUCAUCUGCAAGUUACCUUCUGAACCACUCACCGUCCUGAUUUGGAAAUGUGUUACCAUUGCAUCAGUGUCACCGAGUCAAAAUCCUGGAAUUCCCUCCCUAAGGGCAUUAUGAAGCAACUUCCAGAACAUGGACUGCAGCGAUUCAGAAAGCAGCUCACUGCCACCUUCUCGAGGGCAUCUAGGGAUGGGCAAUAAAUGGUGGUCCAACCCACAUCCCACUGGAGAACGAGAAAGGUAACAUCACUCUCAUCAGGGUAGAGAAGUAAAGGAGUGAUGCGGCCUGUCACUCGUUUACUCCCUCUUAUUGGAAGACUAGCCACACCCAUAUUGUACUUAAACCCCACCCUUCACUAAUUCUUAUUGAUGACCAGUUUGUUUAUCUUGGUGCAUUUUCAGUCUCACUGAUUGAAGAAGAUUUCAGCUGAUAUCCUAAAUUAAUCUAGUCCCAUUUUCCAGCAGUUGGACCAUAACCCCCAUACCCUUCUUAUUCAUGUACCCAUGCAGAUGCCUUUUAAAUGUUGUAACUGUACCAGCCUCCACCACUUCUUCUGACAGAUCAUUCCAUACAUGUAACACCUUCUGCACGAAAAAGUUGCCCCUUAGAUCCCUUUUAUAUCCUUCCCCUCUCCCUAUGCCCUCUAGGGAAAAAGACCUUGGCUAUUCACGCUAUUCAUGCCCUUCGUGACUUUAUAAACCUUUAAAAGGUUACUCCUCAGCUUCUGAAGCUCCAGGGAAAAUAGUCCCAGCCUAUUCAGCCUCUCCCUAGAGAUCAAACCAUCCAACCCUAGCAACAUCCUUGUAAGUUUUUCCCCCAAGUUUCACAACAUCUUUCCUAAGCCGGGAGACCAGAAUUUCUUGCAGUAUUCCAACUUGGGCCUAACCAAUCUUGUUGAAUGGCUGAGCAAACUGAACAGAGAACUUUGGGAGUUGUCAUCAUGUACUGUUUUAUACAAUUCUCAUAUCCCAGAUCAUCAUACUCUUUAACAUGAGAUUAUAUGCAAGAUUGAGAUAUUCAGACUAGACAAAUCUUGGUUUCCACCACAUUUUCCUUCUUGAAUCACUUCUUGUCCCUCUAAUGCCAUGUGUCUGUACAAACAAGUACAGUUGUAUCUCCAGGGACUGCUGAUCGCACUACAGAAGAUAAAACAGCAGAAUUCAUGAGGACAACCUAAUCAAGAUGACGUGUGAAUGAAUGAAAAAGGAAUUGACAGACAAUAAUGUUGAACUCAAAUUGCAUUUUAUUUUGAUCACUAUUUAAACCCGUGUCAGGGGAAAUUCCACCAAUUUCUUUAACUGCUCUCUGAACUUACACUGGGUUGUUACAGGAAUUCAAAAGCUGAAGCAUUUACCAACCUUCCUCAAGAAUAAAAUUUAAUUCAUUGUAAUUUGAACCUGAGAAAUAAAUGAUAUUUGCAAUUUGAACACGGAGGAAUGUCAUAUAUAUGACAUAUAAUAUAUUGAUUGGAGGCUGCAAACAAA
This is a messenger RNA of Stegostoma tigrinum, 6839 nucleotides long. Its product is annotated as gastrula zinc finger protein XlCGF49.1-like. The record is from RefSeq and is a predicted model, not a curated record. The transcript has 3 exons. Gene Ontology annotation, molecular function: DNA-binding transcription factor activity; RNA polymerase II cis-regulatory region sequence-specific DNA binding. Gene Ontology annotation, biological process: regulation of transcription by RNA polymerase II. The coding region runs from base 239 to 985 and encodes 248 amino acids. NCBI's taxonomy places the organism in Eukaryota, Metazoa, Chordata, Chondrichthyes, Orectolobiformes, Stegostomatidae.